GCAUGCGCAGUGCCCUCACAUUUCUGUUCCGGGGUCGACCACACAGUGUACAAAAAUCAUCAUUGUGUAGUUUUUCUCCUUUAAUAUCCACAUAGUUAUUACACGGACCAGGGGAGAGGGGGGAGUCCGGGGCUUCUUUGAUUACGGCACCGAGAGGACGUCUGUAAGGAUGAACUUCUUGAGAGGAGUGAUGGGUGGGCAGGCAGCCGGGCCGCAGCCGUCCGGAGCCGAGACGAUCCACAAGUUGUGUGACCGAGUAGCCUCGUCAACGCUCCUAGAAGACCGCAGAGAUGCAGUCCGGGCUCUCAAGUCUCUCUCCAAGAAAUAUCGCCUGGAAGUUGGCACACAGGCGAUGGAUCACUUGGUUAAUAUACUUCAAACUGACAGGUCUGACUCUGAAAUCCUUGGCUAUGCUUUGGACACACUGUACAACAUCCUCUGCAACGAUGAGGAGGAAGAGCAAGAUGAAUCAGAAGACGCAGUAACUCCCGUCUCUGCUUCAGGGAAGCCUAAGAAUGUUUCCAUGCCCGAUGAGACCACCCAGAAGCAGUCCGAUGACCUGGGCGCCCAGUUCACCGAGCAGUUCGUUCAAGACCCCGAGCAUGUGACUCUGCUUCUCGCUCUGCUGGAGGAGUUUGACUUCCAUGUGCGUUGGCCCGGGGUGAAGCUGCUGACUGCUCUCCUGAAGAACCAGGGGGUCCAGGUCCAGGGUAUCAUUCUGGUCAGCCCCAUGGGUGUUUCCAGAUUGAUGGACCUGUUGGCAGACUCUAGAGAAGUGAUUCGCAACGAUGGCUUGCUGUUGCUUCAGCAGCUGACCAAAAGCAAUGCGGCCAUUCAGAAAAUUGUAGCGUUUGAAAGCGCGUUUGAGCGUCUUCUAGAUAUCAUCACAGAAGAGGGCAGCAGCGAUGGAGGUAUUGUGGUGGAGGACUGUUUGCUGCUGCUGCUCAACCUGCUCAAGAACAACAGCUCCAAUCAGAACUUCUUCAAGGAGGGCUCCUACAUUCAGAGAAUGAAGCCCUGGUUUGAAAUUGGUGACGACAACUCUGGCUGGUCGGCGCAGAAGGUCACCAACCUCCACCUCAUGCUGCAGCUGGUGCGUGUCAUGGUGUCCCCAGUGAACUCUCCUGGAGCUACAGCCAGCUGUCAGAAGUCCAUGUACCAGUGUGGUCUGCUGCAGCAGCUGUGCACCAUCCUCAUGGCCACAGGUGUUCCUGCGGACAUCCUCACUGAGACCAUCAACACUGUGUCCGAGGUCAUCCGAGGCUCACAGGUCAACCAGGACUACUUUGCGUCCGUCAACGCUCCUUCAAACCCGCCGAGACCAGCCAUCGUGGUGCUGCUCAUGUCCAUGGUGAACGAGAGACAACCGUUUGUGCUCCGCUGUGCCGUCCUCUACUGUUUCCAGUGUUUCCUCUACAAAAACCAGAAAGGGCAGGGGGAGAUAGUGGCCACGCUGCUGCCCUCCACCAUUGAUGCCAACUCCAUCUCAGCGGGCCAGCUGCUGUGCGGGGGGCUGUUCUCAGCUGACUCUCUGUCCAACUGGUGUGCCGCUGUGGCCCUGGCUCACUCCCUGCAGGACAACCUCACCCAGAAGGAGCAGCUGCUGAGGGUCCAGCUGGCCACGAGCUUGGGGAAGCCCCCCGUCUCCCUGCUCCAGCAGUGCACCAACAUCCUCUCCCAGGGAGAUAAGAUCGUCCGGCGGGGCAGUAAAGUGCAGACCAGGGUGGGCCUCCUCAUGCUGCUGUGCACGUGGAUCAACAACUGUCCCAUUGCUGUCACUCACUUUCUACACAAUCAGGAAAACGUUCCCUUUCUGACUGCUCAGAUCUCAGAGAACUUGGGGGAGGAUGAAAGGCUGGUGCAGGGCCUGUGCGCACUGCUGCUCGGCAUCUGCAUCUAUUACAACGACAACUCGCUGGAAAACUACACCAAAGAGAAGCUAAAGCAGCUAAUCGAGAAGCGGAUUGGAAAGGAGAACUUUGUAGAGAAACUGGGCUUCAUCACCAAACACGAGCUGUACUCGCGGGCGGCUCAGAAGCCGCAGCCGGUCUUCCCGUCUCCGGAGCAGAUGCUGUUCGACCACGAGUUCACCAAGCUGGUCAAGGAACUGGAGGGUGUGAUCACUAAAGCAGUUCACAAAUCCAAUGAGGAGGAGAAAAAGGAGGAGGAGGUGAAGAAGACAUUAGAGCAACAUGACAACAUUGUAACUCAGUAUAAAGAGCUGAUAAGAGAACAGGAUUCUCAGAUCCAGGAGCUGAAGGAGCAAGUGCAGUCCAUGUCGUCUCAAAAUGAACAGAUGCAGACGACAGUGAGCCAGCAGCUGGCCCAGAUCCAGCAGCACAAGGAUCAGUACAACAUCCUCAAGCUGAAAAUCGGUAAGGAGAGUCAGUCUAACGGCCAGGUGGACGUCUCUCAGGUGAACGGGCUGCAGACGGAGGAGCUCACACAGCUCAGGGAGGAGGUGGAGGAGCUCCGCAAGCAGCACGCCCUUUUUCAAACACAACUCGAGGACAAAGACGCACUCAUCCACACCCUGAGGUCAGAGACCGUGGACGGUUCAGCAGGAGGAUCAGACGACACAGAACUGCUCAAGGAGCUGGAAGCUUUGAGGAGUCGGGUCCAGACUCAGUCUGCAGAAAUCAACCAGAUGAAGACGGAGAGACAAGAACUGCUCAGAAGAGCUGAAGCCGGGUCUUCCGACGGAGUCUCCGGCAGUGACGGCUCAUUAUUGGCAGAAGCUCUGGCAGCACAGACCACUGAGACGGAGAAACUCAAGGAGGAGGCAAAGGGUUUGUCAGAGAGCCGGGCGGAGCUGGAACAGCAGCUGGCUGCAGCCACCAGCACGGUGGCCAUCCUGCAGACGGAGAAGGCUAAGCUGCAAACCGAGGUCCAAGAGUCCAAGAAGGAGCAGGACGACCUGCUGAUGCUGCUUGCAGAUCAGGACCAGAAGAUCCACAGCCUCAAACUGAAACUCAAAGACCUCGGAGAGCCGGUGGACGAUGAAGACGAUCUCGACGGCAGGGACCAGACAACAGACGAGGAUGAGGAGGACGAAGACGAGGACUAGAGGACAAAACACUGAAAGACGAGAGAGAGAAGGGAAUAUUUGUUUGCCCACAGUCAAGAAAAGAAAAAAAAAACUUUGCGGAAACACACCUGAGAAACUGAAGAAUAGGACUAAUAUAUUGAUGCAGUUUCUCUCUCUAGCUGCCAUGAUCUCUUCAUUUUUCUUUACCCUCUUGUCACAUCACAUGUACAUGUUAGUUAUUCAGACUUUUUCCUGACGAUUGAGUUUUCGGUGACCGCGAAAAGAUUUGAAUUUUGUCAGUACGUUCAUCUCUGCUACUUUUACCGUCAGUUUGUGAUGGAUUUUACCAGUCUUGUGUUUAUUGUCAUGUAUUGUCAUAUAGUUUGUAAUCACAAGAAUAAACGCUAGGUUAAUAAUGACAUAUGGAAGAAAAAAAAAAAGUAGCAAAUAUGCAACUGCAAACACAUUUGAUAUUAUUCUUACUAUGUCAUAAAGAGGUUUGAUGCUUCUACAGCCUUCGGGUCACCUGCAACGCGUCUCUGUGCUGCACCCCGAAUUCAUCUUCACGCCCGAUUCAGGCAGAGUUUCGAGUAUGUUGAUUUGUUCCCCUACUCGCCGAUGACCCAAUCGAACCGCUCGUCAAUAUGCUGCAGGACACUGACGGAAAACGUGUAAAGACAAAAAAGAUAUUUUUGCAACUUUUUGUCCAAUACUGGCAACCAGCUUCUGUAUGAUAUUGUGUAACUUAUCAGUUUAUGAGCCACGUUGAAAUGAAUAAAGAAUCUAUCGAUCUGUAUGCCUGAACAGAGGGAUUAUUGUAGAUAAAUUAAAUUUUACUAAAUCCACAGUGA
This is a messenger RNA of Pungitius pungitius (ninespine stickleback), 3879 nucleotides long. RefSeq names its product USO1 vesicle transport factor (gene uso1). The coding region runs from base 170 to 3067 and encodes 965 amino acids. The record is from RefSeq and is a predicted model, not a curated record. Gene Ontology annotation, molecular function: protein binding. Gene Ontology annotation, biological process: endoplasmic reticulum to Golgi vesicle-mediated transport; transcytosis; vesicle fusion with Golgi apparatus. Gene Ontology annotation, cellular component: Golgi stack; Golgi membrane; ER to Golgi transport vesicle membrane. The transcript has 27 exons. Lineage: Eukaryota; Metazoa; Chordata; Actinopteri; Perciformes; Gasterosteidae.